GCAUUUCUCCCUCGCAGAAUCAGUCACGCCGUCCCUAGGUUCACGCUGAGGAUCUGCAAAGUUUUCCGAGCCGAAGGGAGUCACUUUUACAGCGUGUGUGGGGGUGGCGGGGAGAGAGUAGGGGUAUCAGAAGCAAUAGGGUCCCUGCCUCCAAGCCGCAGCGCUGCUCUCCUCUGCCGAGCACUUGCAGGCUGUGCAAUUAACCGGGCAGGCGGUGAAUUAAAUCUUUGUAAAGCCCACCAAGCGGGGGGUUCCUGCGAGCUCCUUCCCAACCGGUCUCGGGCGGCUGGGAUAACAACAGAAACAAGCAGCAAGAGCGAGAGAAAAGCGGGGAACCUCGCCGCCGCCCCAGGAUCGCCGAGCCCCCCCCUGCCCCCGCUCGGUGCCAGUGCUCCCGCCGGCGGCCGAUGGACAACCUCGGCGGGGCCCGGCCGCUGCGGCUGCUCCUGCUCCUGGCGCUGCUGCCGCCCGCGCUCCGCGGCCAAGAUCUUUCAAUGGAAGAAUGCUGUGACAAGGGUAUUGAAUGGGCAAACAAAAACAGAAUAUGUACUUCUCUACCAUUAAUUUCCGAGUCCAGAGAAUGCAGCAUGACUCAGGUACAGUGCUGCCGCAGCAAGUUGGAGGAGCACUACUGUUCAGAUGGGAUCGAAUUUGCCAAUGUGCGUGAAGAGUGUGACUCACAUACUGGUGAAAAUUCCACCUGCGAAGCUGAAUACUUUAAGAAAUGUUGUUACUGUUGUUUGCUGGGAAAGACUGCCCAAGUUCAAGGACAGAGUUGUGAACCCAACCUGAAGAUAGGAUACCAAUGUGGAAUCGUCUUCAGAGCUUGUUGUGUGAAGGGGCAAGAAGGCACUGAUGUGUCCAUCAGUGAUGAUGCUCCUAAAAAGGAACCAGUUGAAAUUUCAAAGGAGGAACUAGACCAAGAAGAUCCUUAUCUGCAUGAUGGCUGCAGAGGUGGUGGUCCCUGCUCUCAGCAGUGCAGAGACACAGGAUCCAGUUAUGUCUGCUCCUGCUUUGUUGGGUAUCAACUUCAACCAGAUGGUGUCAACUGUGAAGAUAUUAAUGAGUGUAUCACUGGUACACACAGCUGUGGGAUUGGACAAACCUGUGUCAAUACAUUAGGAUCCUUUCGCUGUCAGCGGGACACGAGCUGUGGAACUGGUUAUGAACUAACUGAUGACAGUCGUUGUAAAGAUAUUGACGAAUGUGAGACUGGUACUCAUAACUGCCCCCCCGAUUUUAUCUGUCAGAAUACUCCAGGAUCUUUCCGUUGCCGACCCAAGCUACAGUGCAUGAAUGGGUUUAUACAAGAUGCGCUAGGCAACUGUAUUGAUAUCAAUGAAUGCCUGAGCAACAACAUGCCAUGUCCAGCUGGGCAGAUAUGCAUUAACACUGAUGGUUCAUACACCUGCCAGCGAAUCUCACCCAGCUGUGGCCGAGGGUAUCAUCUUAAUGAAGAUGGAACGAGAUGUGUAGAUUUGGAUGAAUGCUUAUCUUCCAAUCAGCCAUGUGGCGAGGGACAUGUUUGUAUAAAUGCCCCAGGCAAUUAUCGCUGUGAGUGCAAAUCUGGCUAUUCUUUUGAUGUCAUCAGUAGAACUUGUGUUGAUAUCAAUGAAUGCAGACGCUAUCCAGGCCGCCUUUGUGCUCACAAGUGUGAGAAUACUCCUGGUUCCUACUACUGCACUUGUACCAUGGGAUUCAAACUUUCAGUUGAUGGCAGGUCAUGUGAAGAUUUAAAUGAGUGUGAGAGCAGCCCCUGUAGUCAAGAGUGUGCCAAUGUGUAUGGCUCCUAUCAGUGUUACUGCCGCCGUGGCUUUCAACUUAGUGACAUAGAUGGGAUUUCAUGUGAAGAUAUUGAUGAAUGUGCUUUACCUACUGGAGGUCAUAUCUGUUCCUUUCGAUGUAUUAAUAUUCCUGGGAGCUUUCAGUGUACCUGUCCCUCCACCGGUUACAGGUUGGCACCCAAUGCACGCAACUGCCAAGAUAUUGAUGAGUGUGUUGCAGAAACCCACAACUGCUCUUUCAAUGAGACCUGCUUUAAUAUCCAGGGGGGCUUUCGCUGUCUGUCUUUGGAAUGUCCAGAAAAUUACCGCAAGUCUGGAGAUACUGUCAGACUUGAAAAGACAGAUACUAUCCGUUGCAUUAAGUCUUGUCGACCAAACGAUGUCAGCUGUGUGUUGGAUCCAGUCCACACAAUUUCCCACACUGUCAUUUCACUACCCACGUUCAGAGAAUUUACAAGACCUGAAGAGAUUAUUUUUCUUCGUGCCAUCACACCUACAUAUCCGGCCAACCAGGCAGAUAUCAUAUUUGACAUAACAGAAGGAAAUUUAAGAGAUUCCUUUGAUAUCAUCAAGCGUUACAUGGAUGGUAUGACAGUGGGUGUCGUGCGCCAGGUGCGGCCCAUUGUUGGACCUUUCCAUGCCAUCCUGAAACUGGAGAUGAACUACGUCAUGGGUGGGGUGGUAUCUCAUCGUAAUAUUGUCAAUGUUCACAUCUUUGUCUCUGAGUACUGGUUCUGAGAGAGCUUUUAAAAUCCCAGACAAGGAAGCUGCUCCAAUCUAUGUCAUUACCACAAACUAUUAUGUCAUAUACUUGUUUGUAAAACCCAAUAGUGGUUCUUUUUUGUUUUAUUUUUAAAUAUUUGUUUUAUAGUUUAAGACAAAUAACAAGCUAUUAUGUUGAUUAAACAUAGGGUGGGGCAAAUUAAGUGAGCUGAUUUAGUUGUGUGUAUAAAUAAGUAGUGUGUAAAAGUGUUCAACUGCCUAGAGAAAUUUAAAACUUUUCUAAAUGUUUAGGCAGAUCUUAACUAUUGCUCCUUG
Cygnus atratus (black swan) is the source of this 2822-nucleotide messenger RNA. It is a transcript of the gene FBLN1, whose product is annotated as fibulin 1. The transcript is spliced from 17 exons. Bases 408 to 2522 code for a protein of 704 amino acids. The record is from RefSeq and is a predicted model, not a curated record. NCBI's taxonomy places the organism in Eukaryota, Metazoa, Chordata, Aves, Anseriformes, Anatidae. Gene Ontology annotation, molecular function: peptidase activator activity; calcium ion binding. Gene Ontology annotation, biological process: extracellular matrix organization. Gene Ontology annotation, cellular component: extracellular region.